Messenger RNA from Mya arenaria, 2463 nucleotides. RefSeq names its product transmembrane 6 superfamily member 1-like. The transcript is spliced from 10 exons. The coding region runs from base 188 to 1285 and encodes 365 amino acids. NCBI's taxonomy places the organism in Eukaryota, Metazoa, Mollusca, Bivalvia, Myida, Myidae. The record is from RefSeq and is a predicted model, not a curated record.
UACCUAAUCUCUCGAUGUUUGAUGCAAGCUAGCUGAGUUUACAUAAUUAUGAUAACCAACCUGCCAAAGAUAACCGACGCAACCAGGUUCACCAUACUUAUAUGUUGAUCUGACAAUAGUUUGGAUACGAGACCGGCCUCGGAGUUCAAUCAUUUCGUGGGAAAGGGAAAACAGAUAUAGCUUCAAGAUGGGUUUGACUGGCCCGGUGGUGGUGUUCCUCAUGUCGCUUGUGCCGUUCCCACUGUGUUUCAUGUUGAACGCCCAACCCUGGACCCGUGACCCCGGGGUCAUUUUGGCCCUAGGGGUCGGGGUGCUGGCCGCCAUCUUGCUUGUCUCCUACAUCGCUGUCAGACGGGAGACAAAACCAGAUCCGAUUCUCUAUGUGAUGAGCCUUUUCAUGUUCAGCAGCAUGGUGGACCUGAUAAUCGCCCUUGAGUCGGACGGCAUCCUCGGGGAGUUUAUGACCUUCUAUCUCAAGGAAGGUGAGCCGUACCUGUGGACGCCAUACGGUACAAUGAUCAACUACUGGGACGGUGUGGUCCACUACGGCCUCUGUCUCUGGAUCCUUUAUUGUGUGGCGCAUAGGCGGAAUUACCGUACCGCGGGUCUGUAUUGGGCUGGGUCCAUUAUCAACAGUCUUCUCGUUCUGGUGCCCGGCAGUGUUCUAGGCACAUUUGGUGUGAAGCCCGCAAUUCUGCUUAACCUCCCCUACCUCUUCGUGCCCCUGUGGAUAGCCUUUCGACUCUUAAGGCAGCAAAGACCAGACGGCGGCUUUGAACCGACUAGUAAACUCACGAGUAUAUGGCAGCGACCAGUUGAUGCCAUCUUCGUCCUUUACUUUCUGGGUGCUGUCGGCGUGGACCUAUUCAGGGGAUUUAUCGCGUUGGGUUGCAAGGAGCCGCUAAUGGACGAGUACUUGUGGGACCACGAGCCCAACAUACUCAAUCCGCUGGCAUACUCCAAGGUCCAGAUGCUGGUGUACAUGUUUUACUUCGUGCCUUACUACGCGGCUGCCGCAUACAGUCUCCUCUAUCCGGGAACGCUCGCCUGGCUCUCUGACUGGGCACUCCUCGUGGCCGGUGCAGCCGCUCAGGGUCAGUUUUCUCAUAUCGGCGGGUCGCUGCAUCCCCGGACGCCGCCCGAGUUCCUCGUGCCGACGCGGCCACACUCCCGUCAAGUAUUCUGGCUGCUCAACCUUGCCCUGCUACUCGUGCCUCAGGCCUUCGCGUGCUGGACAAACAUGGCGACCGCCAAGAGGAAAAGAAAUCUAGGCAAAAACAAAUAGUUAUUUUAAAAAUUGUUCUAGUCUUGUUUUCGAGUGUAUGAUCACAAUGUACAUGUUUUUGUUUUUAUCAAUCUACCAAUAUAUACCCUUAUCAGUUUUGUUAAUGUUUAACCUAUUUCGGUUUGUAACAUGAAUUUGAAUUCUACCAUUGUUUGGCAGAUCUGUUCAGAAUUAGAGAAGUGUUUAUGACAGUAUAUAUUAAAGUAUGAAUAUACCCCUUAUCAGCACCUUAUGAAAUUUUGAUUUCCUUUAUGAUUGUCUAAAGGUGAUUUUAUGCGAUGGAUUUUUAUGUAGACGAUAGGUUUAUUAAGCCUUCUUUUCAUAUUAUGUUUGAAAUUGGUGCUGUUGAUUUAUAUGGUGCUACUUGGAGUAGUUGUUUAUGAAACAUGGAGUUUCUUGUUUGUAUUAAAAAAUAUUAAUAAAUAUAUCAAUGUUUAUAGAUAUUAUCAAUAUAACUAAAGCGGAAAUAAGAAAACAACAAUAUCUUAUUUGAAAAUCGCCUUUAAAAUUGCUAAAAAUGUUAAGGUAAAUGCAAAAAAAGUUCUUUGUUUCCACUAACAUGAAAAAAUAGGGUAGGUAGGUAGGUAGGCAUAACUAUUCUUUCUUUUUUUGAGGACCGGGAUUCUGUACUGUACCGACCUAUAUCAUGAUAUAUCACUAUUGUAGAAAAACAUAAUUAUAAAAUUGACAAACAUGUCUACUAAAGAAAAUGUACAUGAUUUUGGAAAAUACGAAACCAAAACUACGGCAAAGAAGUGAAGGAUUGGGAGGAAAAAAUAGGGUCGGUCGGUUUUGUGGAAACAUCUUUUUUAAGCAUAAUACAUAUUUCAGUGCAUAUGCUUCAGCAAUAUUGUUCUUUUCUUGAUUUUGUUAUAUUAAAAAUAUAUAUAUAUAUACUAUAUAAAUUUUACAUAGCGUUUACCAUACACCUUUUGAAUUAUUUCUUUAAGAGUUUACACAAAUCGUUCAAUUACUAAGAACAAUAACUUUAUAAAGUACAUAAAUAUCCAGUUAUUCAUACAUGUUGGCACAUGGUUUGAAAGUUGAUUCGUUUUAUAGCAAUGCCAAUAUUAGUUGGGUAAGUUGAGUAUACAUAUAAUCCAACAUAUAUCCAAAUUAGUAAUAAAGAAUAAACGGUGACGUCAUGCAUUAAUAAGAAUGACGUCAUCAAAGUAAAA